AUGAUGAUGACGUGCCGUCUGCUGUGCGCCCUGUUGUUGCUUGCCCUGUGCUGCUGCCCGUCCGUUUGCGCGUCAGCGGAACCGGAGCAUAAAGUUGAUGUUCAAGCUUCCCAGACGACCACGACGAAUACAACACAGCCACCAACUACUAAUGACAAGGCUAAUACUCAAGCUGUUGGAAAAGGCGCCGGUCAAUCGUCUCCACAACCAGAGCCAUCACACCCGGCCGCCGGUGAGCCAGGAUCGUCCAGUAAUGCGGCCGCUGCAAAGUCGGGAAAUGGUGGCGGAGGGGGACCAGGAUCUAGCAGUAUAGGAACGAAUUCAAAUGAGGUGCCCAAUACGUUACAGGACAAAGGCAAGGACGGUACGACAGGAAGACAAAGUGGCACUAAUACAUCCGCCGAUAAAGCAGCUCAGGAGGCCAAAGAUGCUGCCCAGACGACCACUACGACCACAACAAAGGCACCAACCACGACGACCACCACUACAACACAUGCACCAAUUACUACGACUACAGAGGUGUCAACUACAACGACCACCCGCGCACCGUCACGUCUUCGCGAAAUCGACGGCAGCCUCAGCAGCUCUGCGUGGGUGUGUGCCCCGCUGGUGCUCGCCGCAUCCGCGCUGGCGUACACCGCUGUGGGCUGA
This is a messenger RNA of Trypanosoma cruzi, 651 nucleotides long. RefSeq names its product mucin TcMUCII, putative. The transcript has a single exon. Bases 1 to 651 code for a protein of 216 amino acids. The record is from RefSeq and is a predicted model, not a curated record. Lineage: Eukaryota; Euglenozoa; Kinetoplastea; Trypanosomatida; Trypanosomatidae.